Molecule: messenger RNA, 2668 nt
Organism: Nerophis ophidion (straightnose pipefish)
Lineage: Eukaryota; Metazoa; Chordata; Actinopteri; Syngnathiformes; Syngnathidae
Gene: purg
Product: purine-rich element binding protein G
Exons: 2
Coding region: 248-1237 (329 amino acids)
Biological process (GO): regulation of transcription by RNA polymerase II
Cellular component (GO): nucleus
Molecular function (GO): DNA-binding transcription factor activity, RNA polymerase II-specific; purine-rich negative regulatory element binding; RNA polymerase II transcription regulatory region sequence-specific DNA binding
Source: RefSeq, a predicted model, not a curated record
GGCGGGUUGGGUUCAUCGGGUUCAUGUAGUAUUUGCCGCCUCCUCCGACUUCAGGUCGGAUGCUUCCCUCGGCGCGCUUACUGCAACUGGAAUAGUGUCGAUGCUUACAAUAACCGAGCUUGACCUUUUAUUUAGGACGACCAGCUGAUGCCACGACACGGGCUGCCAUUUUCGGGUCAUUCCAGGCAAUCGUUCCCAAGGAUGGGGUAAUGGCUUCGGCUGUAUAGAAGAGGGACUACACAUCACCAUGGCCGAUGGAUGCUGCAGGGGAUUGGAACGAGCCCGCGGCAAGACUGCGUCAGACUCCCAGCCCCGAGCGGCGUACGCUCCGCAGUGCCCGCAGCAGGGUAACGACAUCCAGGAGCUCGCCUCCAAGCGGGUCGACAUCCAGAAGAAGCGCUUCUACCUAGACGUCAAGCAGAGCGUGCGCGGGCGCUUCCUCAAAAUAGCCGAGGUGUGGAUAGGCCGGGGCCGCCACGACAACAUCCGGAAAAGCAAGCUCACGCUCUCCAUGUCCAUGGCCCCGGCGCUCCGCUACAGCCUGGGGGACUUCAUUGAAUAUUACGCCCGCAUCGGACUGCGGGGCGGCCUCCUCGACGAGCACGGAAGCAUUAACGGGCAGGCCCGGAGGAGAGCGCCGGAGCCCGCGGCGUCGUCCCCCGCCGGCUCCGUGGCCUCGGAAGAUCACGUCCACCGCGUCCUUAAGAGCGAAUUCAUCGAAAGGGACAACCGGAAGUACUUUCUGGACCUGAAAGAGAACCAGAGGGGCAGGUUCCUGCGCAUCCGGCAGACGGUCAGCAAAGGGCACGGCACCAUGGGCUACUACGGCCAGGGCAUCGAACAGACCAUCGUCCUUCCCGCGCAGGGCUUAAUCGAGUUCAGGGACGCGCUCUCGCAGCUGAUAGAGGACUACGGCGACGACGACGACGCCGACGAGCGCGGCCGAGCGACGACCGGAAGCCACGACGACUCUACCCCGGAGCUUCCGGAGGCCGCGUCCUUCCGAGUGGACAACAAGCGCUUUUAUUUCGACGUCGGUUCCAACCGCUUCGGCGUCUUCUUGAAAGUCAGCGAAGUGCGGCAGCCCUACCGGAACACCAUCACGGUGCCGUUGAAAGCCUGGGCGAGGUUCGGGGAGAAUUUCAUCCGGUACGAGGAGGAAAUGCGACGAAUGUUCACUUGUAACAAAGAGAAGAGGACAGAAGCUCGGCAGGACAGCGAGGAACAUGGAGACUGACCUUGACAAUUCUGCCCUGCGAUGAGGUGGCGACUUGUCCAGGGUGUACCCCGCUUUCCGCCCGAUUGAAGCUGAGAUAGGCUCCAGUGCGCCCUGCGACCCCGAAGGGAAUAAGCGGUAGAAAAUGGAUUGAUGGAUGGAUGGAUACAUCAGAUUCUAUAUUGUGUUUGGAAAAAGGAUGUCAAAAAUAUUACUUAAUUCAUUAAAAAAAAAAUAAUACAAAGAAAACAACAUUUUUAUGCAUAUUUAAAUGUAAUCAGUAAUAAACAUUCAGUCACUUUCUUCUUUCCUUCAUAGACCUAGCCAAUAUUUGUUUCUGUAUUUAUAUUGUAAUAUUUUCAGAAUGUGUUUGUUCUGUUUUUCGGUCAGAGUAAGACAAAGAAAACAAUCUGAAGUUGUCUUUAUUUUUUAAUUUUUGUCAGGUUGAGUGUGUGAAGAACCCCAAGAUGCAGAGAAGGCGCAGGCAUUGUGCAAGAAAACAUAAUUUAAUGUCCAUAAAUAUACAAAUAAAGAAGAAACAAAAACCGGAAACUGGGAGGACAAACUGGAAACAGGGAACAGGGAUCCAGCAGACAGGAACUAGGAACAAACAAACUGGAAGCAGGGAACAAAAAGACAGUGAGCUACAAACAGCUACCGAAUAUAGCUUACCGCUACACUGACAUCAACACAACCAGUAGGAACGACAAGUAAAAAUUACAAUAAUCCAGCUCAGACCGGAUGGGAAGGCAGGUUCAAAUGGCUACUGGCUGAUUGACACCAGGUGUGCCCAGGUGCCAACCAGCCGCAGCUGAGGGGACACAGCACUCAGAGAAACAAGCAGGAAAUAAAGACCAAAUAUAAGCGCUGACAGGAAACAAAGACAAACGCAGAGGAAAAACUAACACAGCCAAACUGUCAGGAACAAGCCUGACAGUUUUAAUGCCAUGAUGUUAAUAGUCCGGCCCACGUGUGCACAGAUUUUCCUCCAUGUAGCCCCUGAAUUCAAAUGAGUUUGACAGCCCUGCCCUAAAUAAAUACCCCAAAUAACAGUGAUAAAAGUACUAAUAGUAAGUGUGUAUAAACAUAUUUCAAGCCCAGUUUCAACUAACGGUUUUUAGUUUUCCAACAUAAAAUCUUAGUAUCCUUUGCGAAAAUAAAAUAAUAGCCAUUUUCAGCCAACUCAUGCAGUGUGUAAUGAUUUAAAUGAUUUAAAAAUCUUUCUCAUUUUAAUUGGAAAUCAAUCAGUGAGCCCACAAUCAUCUAAAACAUUCACAAAUUGAUGGACCAAAUUUUGGUUUGAAAAUAUUAUCCUUCUUAAUGCUAGUUUGAGUUCCAACUAGGCUUUUAAAAUUCAUGGAAUAAUCCUAAAUCAGACCCUUUACUAUUGACCUGGGCUUUUUGUGGCAUUGCAAUAGAGACGUGGUAAAGCUACAUCAUGACAGCUUGUGG